AUGGCUACUCCUCUGCAACUGCUGCAACUCUUCAUCCUAACCUCCUCCUUCAUCUCUACCACAACCGUGACCGCCAUUGACAACGCUUCGUCUUCAUCGAUUUCUCCAUCAUCACCGUUUCCUCCAUCAUCAUCGUCACCAGCUCUCCUUGGCCCCAUUCUCGCCAAACUCGGCUUCCUACAACUGGCCGACGCCGCCGCAGAAAAUCACUCCACCACCGCCGCCGCCGAAUUGCGAGGCCCCGCCACCAUCUUCGCACCGGCCGAUUCUUCACUCCUUACCUGCCCUUCCUGCUCCGUACCUCUCCUCCUCCAAGAACACUCCAUCGCUGGCCUCUACCCCCUCCACCACCUCCGCAAGCUAGCCUUCGGCACCAAAAUCGAAACCCUAGCCUCCAGCCGAUGCAUCACAAUCACCUCCGACGAAAACAGCUCCAAUGUAUUCGUCGGCGGCAUGGAGAUCACUGAUCCGGACCUCUACAACGACGAUCGCGUGGUUAUUCACCGCCUUCGAGGCUUCGUUUCUCAUCUCUCGCCGAUUUCGUGCAACAUCGAGCGAAUGAGUUCGCUCUCUUUUCCUCCUCCGCCGCCGAUGGGGGGAUUCUAUAUCAUGCGCCUGAUGCUCAAAGACGCCAUGCUCCGCCUCCGAAUCAGCGGCUUCAGCGUUCUCGCACUGGCUCUGAGAGUGAAGUACUCGGAGCUCUUGGAUCUCCGAGCUCUCACUUUGUUCGCUCUCGACGAUGAAUCGAUCUUCGCUAAAGGCAACUCUUACGUCUCUGAUUUGGGACUCCACAUUGUGCCGAACCGGCGGUUGAUGGCGGCGGAUCUGGUGAGUUUUCCGGCCGCGACGGUGUUGCCGACGAUGGAGUGGGGGCGGAGUCUGGUGGUCACCACCGCGGGCGGUGGAGGUCCGUUCGCGCCUAUGAGGAUCAACUACGAAAAGGUCAAGAGCUUUGAUUUUGUGUAUAACCUCAAGAUCGCGGUUCAUGUGCUGUCGUCACCGUUCCGAAGUGUCAAUCAGACGGCUGCGGUUGAAUUGGCUCAGAUCAAUCGGUGUGAGAUGGAUGGUGUGGAUUUGGGAAAUGCUGGGUUCUGUGAGAUGGUGUCCCCCACUCCGGGGAUGGUGUGA
This is a messenger RNA of Camellia sinensis, 1128 nucleotides long. The record is from RefSeq and is a predicted model, not a curated record. Lineage: Eukaryota; Viridiplantae; Streptophyta; Magnoliopsida; Ericales; Theaceae.